AUGAAUGUGAAAGUAGAAAUCGCUGUCCGAGUGCUCAGCACAUGCUACGCGGUGGGCAUUGGCGGCAUGAUUCUCAGCUUACAAGGCGAAGAUACCAGCUACAUUAUGCUUCAGGUGGUAUUCACCAUGGUCUUCACGUGUCCAUGCUUGUGGGCCAUUAUCAGGUUCUGCCGCGAUCACGCAACUCGGCGAAAGAUGGUGGUUUUGCCCGAAAAGAAAGCUAAGAAAAAGCCUGAUAUUGCCAAGACCUCCGUCAAGGUUGUGCAGCGCACGCAGGCUGAGAUCCUGGCGGAGCAGCGCGAGCGAGUAAGAAAUCUUCAAAAUGUGAGCGAGAAGCCCAAGGUAAAAAUUCCAAAGCGCAAAGGUCCUCCUUCAGCAAAAAUGACACUGAAUAAGUGA
Plasmopara halstedii is the source of this 399-nucleotide messenger RNA. RefSeq lists its product as uncharacterized. The coding region runs from base 1 to 399 and encodes 132 amino acids. The record is from RefSeq and is a predicted model, not a curated record. The transcript is spliced from 4 exons. Lineage: Eukaryota; Oomycota; Peronosporomycetes; Peronosporales; Peronosporaceae.